AUGUCCGGUAAGUCAUUUCUACUAUUGCCAAGGAGACGUGCAUUGUUUUGUACCAACACAAAGCUAGCUUCCAACUACAUCAUCACCUUCAAGAGGGAUACACCUGACAGCGUGCUUCAAGAAAAGGCCGAGACUAUUGAAGCUAGUGGUGCCAAAAUCACCCAUCGCUAUAACGCAGCCAUCAAGGGAUUCGCUGUUCAAGUGCCCGAUACUAGCGUCAACGCAAUGAGUGCUUUCAGCGACGACCCACAUUUAGAAAACUUUGAAGCUGAUGGAGAAGUUACCACCCAAGGUCAAGCCUUGUUGAAGUAA
Molecule: messenger RNA, 312 nt
Organism: Lichtheimia ornata
Lineage: Eukaryota; Fungi; Mucoromycota; Mucoromycetes; Mucorales; Lichtheimiaceae
Exons: 1
Coding region: 1-312 (103 amino acids)
Biological process (GO): vacuole fusion, non-autophagic
Molecular function (GO): endopeptidase inhibitor activity
Source: RefSeq, a predicted model, not a curated record